Rhodamnia argentea is the source of this 1206-nucleotide messenger RNA. Its product is annotated as protein RGF1 INDUCIBLE TRANSCRIPTION FACTOR 1-like. The coding region runs from base 134 to 868 and encodes 244 amino acids. The transcript has 5 exons. The record is from RefSeq and is a predicted model, not a curated record. Lineage: Eukaryota; Viridiplantae; Streptophyta; Magnoliopsida; Myrtales; Myrtaceae.
CUCUCUCUCUCUCUCUCUCUGAAACUCUUGGUAUAAAGCCUGACAAAUGCCGAAGUUGUCUCUGUCCUGUUCUUGAGUCUCUCGACCCUGUCUUCGUCUUCAGAAACAGAGAAGAAACUUUUGCUGAGAAAAGAUGGUUGGUGGUGGUGGGGGUUCAAAUAUUCCACGGUGGCUCCAAAUUCUCCUCGGAGAGAAGUUCUUCAAUCCUUGCGGAGUUCACGACUGUGCGAAGAAGAAGGAGAAGAACACGUUUUGCUUGGAUUGCUGCGUCAGCAUUUGCCCUCAUUGCUUGCCUCCUCAUCGCCAUCACCGUCUCUUGCAGAUAAGGAGGUAUGUGUACCACGAUGUCAUUCGCUUGGGUGAUGCGCAGAAACUGCUCAACUGUUCCCUCGUCCAACCAUACACAACAAACAGUGCCAAAGUGGUGUUCUUGAACCAGAGGCCAAUGUCCCGCCCAUUCAGAGGCUCAGGCAACUUCUGCAUCACUUGCGACCGAAGCCUCCAAGAAGGCUUCCUCUUCUGUUCUCUCUCGUGCAAGGUUCACCGCCACAUGACCAAACAAAUUGGCCUCAAGAAACGGCUCCGAAAUCACAGCUGCAAGCCCCUUCCGUCACUGAACAAGCCACCCAGCGAGGGCUUCCCAGAGCUGGAAGAUGGACACGUCACCCCCGACUCGGUCCUCGAUCCGCCCGUCUCGCCGCCCGAUUCCCCCGACCCAACCUCCAGUGCCGAGUUCGUCAAGAGGCGGCGCAACCGUCCGGUCCCGAUGACCCGGGUGACGGGUCAGCUCAGGUGCCUGCCGGCGACGGACGUGGCCGGCUUCAUGAACAGGCGGAAGGGCGUCCCGCAACGGUCGCCCCUGUACUGACCUCGCGGCCGGAGACGGUUGGGUGCAAUUUCGCGCUCUGACAAGAAAGAAACACACUGUUCUCUCCCUUUUUGUAAAGUGAUCAUCAUCAUUGUACUGAAAAUAUGCAUGCAUGGUUGCAAUUUGCCGGUAGUCAAUUAUAUGCGCUAAUUAACCAGCCAGUUUGCCAGAAUUAGCUAGACAGCAUUUCGACUGGUCCUGUGUAGGUCCGCUGAGCUUUAGAUCUCCAUCCUUUGAUCUGUUGGGUUUUGUCUUGUGUAACGGUGUUGGAUGUAAGAGAAAAGGGCAUGGAUGAGCAGCAAUGGCGUUAGUAAAUGCGAUUCGAAGGCCCGGCUUGC